Messenger RNA from Mycena indigotica, 1170 nucleotides. RefSeq lists its product as uncharacterized. The record is from RefSeq and is a predicted model, not a curated record. Bases 16 to 1170 code for a protein of 384 amino acids. Lineage: Eukaryota; Fungi; Basidiomycota; Agaricomycetes; Agaricales; Mycenaceae. The transcript has 6 exons.
CUCUACUUGACCAUCAUGCCUGACAAGGACGAACCCACUCGGAUUGAAAUACCAUACACCAGAGAGUAUCUCCGGGGACGAAACUGUGCAGAGCUUGUCAGAUUCAUUGACCGUCAAUCCACCAAGUGGUCAUCGGCAUAUCCGUAUAGCAUUACCGAUGGAGCGAGGACUCUCACAGCAGCCCUGUUGAAUACCCGCAAUGGCUUUACCCGGGAAGCGACACCUCCUCUACCAGAGCCAGAAGACAAUUCUAAGUCUGACAAGCACUUCGGCGAGUCCGACAACAACGAGAAGCUUGACAAUAAUCAGAUUGUCUCCGAAGUCAACAUUAAAGUGUUCCUCGAUGACAAGAGGUUCGGCGGAACCAAACGAUCCGGUAUCAUUUCGAUAGCAGUCGAGAAACAGGAAAUCAACGGGCAAGAUCUGUGGUGUGCGAACGCCCAAGAAGUCCUUGUUUCUAUGCAGGGGUCAACGUUAAAGCUACAAGGUCAUAACGUUCGCAUGCUGUGCCAGGACCCCGACGAUCACGAAUUUUGGACUGUAUUCGCAACCUUCUCUACUGAUACUCUGGACAAACCGACAUUUACUCCCGGAAUUGAAUUUCUACCACUUUUUGUCAACAACCAACUUCGCUUGCAGGUGGAAUCUGAUGAACUUACAUUCACUCCAAAGAAACGACGCCUCAGCUCCGACUCUGACAACGACAGUGAUGACGCUGAACAGGUCUUCAGCACUCAAGAUCCCAACGCUGUUCCCCUCCAUCAGGCCAAGAAACGCCACCAAGUGAAAUCAGUGGCUGAGCAAGCUAAUGUCGCGUGGCUAGAAGGAGAGAUUUCGAAGGAAAGUGGUUAUAAGGGGUUUAUCCGUCGUCGUGGAAGACAGAUGGACAAUCAAGAGGCCAUAGAGCAUUGGAAUUUCAUCGCGUUUGUCGGCGAGAAGUAUCGGGACACUCAAUUAAACAAGACGACAAAGAAAGUUAAGAACUCACUGAUUUGGAAGGCACUCGAUAUUGGGUCAUCAACGUUCUAUGCCGCUGAGACAGCGAGCAAGGUACUGAAGAAUCACAAAGACUCCCCCGAGAUUAUCGAACGUCUCGAAGUCGAAGACGGAAGCACUCAUUUAUCAAGUUUCCUGUCUAAGUUUGCAAAGAAUAUCAAGUCACAUAGCUAG